Molecule: messenger RNA, 770 nt
Organism: Capsella rubella
Lineage: Eukaryota; Viridiplantae; Streptophyta; Magnoliopsida; Brassicales; Brassicaceae
Exons: 3
Coding region: 1-504 (167 amino acids)
Source: RefSeq, a predicted model, not a curated record
AUGGGGAAUUGUCAGGCGGUGAACGCGGCGGUUCUGGUUUUACAGCAUCCCGGCGGGAAGAUUGAUCGGUACUAUGGUUCUGUAUCCGUCACGGAGGUUAUGAGUAUGUAUCCUGGCCACUACGUCUCUCUCAUUGUUCCUUUGACAGAGGAGGAAGAGAAGAAUAUCCCGGCGGCGGUGAAAGGAGAGGAUAAGAAACAGAGGAAGGCUGUGAGGUUUACACGUGUUCAGCUUCUACGUCCGACGGAGAAUCUCGUGCUCGGCCACGCUUACCGCCUCAUUACUUCACAAGAAGUGAUGAAGGUUUUACGGGAAAAGAAAUGUGCCAAGACGAAGAAGCAUCAGAUUGAGACGACAACGACAGUGAAAAAGAAGUUGUCCGAGAAGAAAGUUCCGGAGAAGAAACAAGGGAAGCAAUUUCGUGUGUUAACGAACUCAACUUCCCUCUUAAAGUCCAAAACAUGGAGGCCCUCUCUUCAGAGCAUCUCCGAAGCUACCAGCUGAAUGAUUUUGUUUUUGUUUGAGAGACAAGACAGUAUCUGGAUCUAGAGUGGAGAACCUGAUCCGGAACCUUACUGAAUAAAUUUUGGUUCCUUUCCCUUUCUUGUUUUUUUUUCCUGGUGUUGACAGAGGAUGCAGUCUAGAUCAAGAUGUCAACAGAACAGAGCUUCUUCUUCCUUUUUUUCUCUCUAUCGUCGAUGUAUAUAUUUUCGCAGAUGGAGAAAUCUAUGGAAGUUUGUAAGAAGUGUGGUUUUUUGUUGAUACCCAAU